This is a messenger RNA of Harpegnathos saltator (Jerdon's jumping ant), 748 nucleotides long. RefSeq lists its product as uncharacterized. The record is from RefSeq and is a predicted model, not a curated record. The transcript is spliced from 3 exons. Bases 98 to 370 code for a protein of 90 amino acids. Lineage: Eukaryota; Metazoa; Arthropoda; Insecta; Hymenoptera; Formicidae.
AUCGACGUGUAGAUGAAGGAAGGGAGACGAUAUAUAAGAUGACGAUUUUCGCGGAUUAUCGCGCUUUUUCCUGAUCCUCUACAGCGAGAAAUUGAAGAUGAAGGGACUUCUCUGUUGUGCGACUUUGUUGCUGGCGUGUGUGCUUAUCACGCAAGUGCAAGGUAAUUGCCCUUAUGACGACGAAACUCUACCUGUCGGCACUCAUUAUCGCAAAUGCAACAAGAUCAACUGUAACGAAGAUGGUACAAUGAGUAUGCUCGCAUGUCCAUUGGCACUUUGCCAGCCAGGUGAGCAAAUCGGUUAUCAUGAACUGGAUAUCAGUAAACCUUAUCCGGAAUGCUGCGAGAGACCGAUUUGCAAGGACCACUGAGCGCUUACACGAUGAGAUAUCCUCUGAGCUUUCGUCCCUGGCACAAUAAACUGACCUGUCGCUCUCGCGUUCUGCGCAAGAGAUUCUAAUCGUUCUCUCGUUUACUCUAUUAAUUUUAUAACGUUUGUAACUUGUUUCUUGCUUGCAGCAGGACGUCAUGUGUCUUGCUGCUCGCUUGUGACUUUUACUCGCUUAUCGUUCCUUUCGCCAAAGUUCCCAGACUCGCGAAUUCCUGUCACGCAAGCGACACCAACUUUACGCUUCCCUCUAGCAUAACCGUUAUUUUCGCGUUACUCCUUGAGAUUAGACCGAGGAAUGCGACGCCUCCGGCACGAUCCGGCAUGAUAAUGCAAAUAAACGCUACUUUCGCCUGACCGA